GCCGGCCGGGGCGGAGCUUCCGGGGGUGGCUGCGGGGUGCGCUCCGCCGGGGGCUGGCGGGUCCCGCAGGAGUCCGGGCCCGGCCGCGGGAUGCCCGUGCGGAGCGGGACCCAGCUUUCCCGCAAACUGGGGCUGAAAAAGCAGCGGCUUCUGGGGGCAGAGCAGCAUCAGAGCCCACCAGACGGAACCCCGACACCCUCCCCCAAGGAGCCCCGCCUGGGUCUGCCCAACACCCCGGGUCCCCAGCGCAGUAUCUAUUUCUCAAGCCCAAGAGACCCCCCUGCUCGCCUGGGACUAGACUUCUUCGACCAGCCUGCAGUCCCCCUGGCCCGGGCGUUUCUGGGACAGGUCUUGGUCCGGCGACUCGACGAUGGCACAGAGCUCCGUGGCCGAAUUGUUGAAACUGAGGCAUAUUUGGGGCCCGAGGAUGAAGCUGCCCACUCGAGGGGCGGCCGGCAGACCCCCCGCAACCGCGGCAUGUUCAUGAAGCCGGGGACCCUGUAUGUGUACUUCAUCUAUGGCAUGUACUUCUGCAUGAAUGUCUCCAGCCAAGGGGAUGGAGCAUGUGUCUUGCUGCGAGCACUGGAGCCCCUGGGGGGCCUGGAGAACAUGCGGCAGCUUCGCAGUACCUCCCGGAAAGGCAGUACCGGCCGGGCCCUCAAAGACCGUGAGCUCUGCAGUGGCCCCUCCAAGCUCUGUCAGGCCCUGGCCAUCGACAAGAGCUUCGACCAACGAGACCUCACCACGGACAAGGCUGUGUGGCUAGAGCACAGCCCUCCGGGGCCCAGGGAGCCAGCGGUGGUGGCAGCAGCCCGAGUGGGCAUCGGCAACGCAGGAGAGUGGGCCCAGAAGCCCCUGCGCUUCUAUAUCCAGGGCAGCCCCUGGGUCAGUGUGGUGGACAGAGGAGCUGAGCAGGACACACAGGUCUAAGCAAGGGCCUGCUAAGGACAGGCUUUUUAAUUGUUUAAAAACCAAAUAAAUGCUUUAUUUCUAGAAAA
This is a messenger RNA of Myotis lucifugus (little brown bat), 998 nucleotides long. It is a transcript of the gene MPG, whose product is annotated as N-methylpurine DNA glycosylase. Lineage: Eukaryota; Metazoa; Chordata; Mammalia; Chiroptera; Vespertilionidae. The transcript is spliced from 4 exons. Gene Ontology annotation, biological process: base-excision repair. The record is from RefSeq and is a predicted model, not a curated record. Gene Ontology annotation, molecular function: alkylbase DNA N-glycosylase activity; DNA binding. Bases 91 to 930 code for a protein of 279 amino acids.